GGAGCAGGUGGAGUUCCGCCCUCGCGGAGGAGGUGGAGUUCCGCUCUCAUCGUGGCAGCAGGCGCUGGACUGGGGCUGCGGCGGCUAAGUGUGUUUCCGGUGGAUUCCCACGGGCUGUCGGAGGUGUGGACUGUUCCUGCUUGCCUGCUCUGGGACGAUGUUCUACCAUAUCUCCCUAGAGCACGAAAUCCUGUUGCACCCGCGCUACUUCGGCCCCAACUUGCUCAACACGGUGAAGCAGAAGCUCUUCACCGAGGUGGAGGGGACCUGCACAGGGAAGUAUGGCUUUGUAAUUGCUGUCACCACCAUUGACAAUAUUGGUGCUGGUGUGAUCCAGCCAGGCCGAGGCUUUGUCCUUUAUCCAGUUAAGUACAAGGCCAUUGUUUUCCGGCCCUUUAAAGGGGAGGUCGUGGAUGCUGUUGUCACUCAAGUCAACAAGGUUGGACUCUUCACAGAAAUUGGACCCAUGUCUUGCUUCAUCUCUCGACAUUCCAUCCCUUCAGAGAUGGAGUUUGAUCCUAACUCCAACCCACCAUGUUACAAGACAGUGGAUGAGGAUAUUGUGAUUCAGCAGGAUGAUGAGAUCCGCUUAAAGAUUGUGGGGACCCGUGUGGACAAGAAUGACAUUUUUGCUAUUGGCUCCCUGAUGGACGAUUACUUGGGGCUUGUAAGCUGAGCCUGGUGGCCUCCUACCCUUGAUCCUGAUCUAGGAAGUGUGAUUGUCACACUUACCGUGUUGUCCAGAGGUCCAGUCUGGCUGCUGUUGUGGAGGCAAGGAAGGCAACUCAUUCCAGAAGGCAUCUGGUGCUGCUUUUAGCUUAGCUACUGCCUCCUGAUUUUUCAGUAUGUGUUCUAAGUAUAAAAAGUCCUUGGUUCUCAUGGAA
Piliocolobus tephrosceles (Ugandan red Colobus) is the source of this 884-nucleotide messenger RNA. RefSeq names its product RNA polymerase II subunit G (gene POLR2G). The record is from RefSeq and is a predicted model, not a curated record. The transcript is spliced from 8 exons. Gene Ontology annotation, molecular function: single-stranded DNA binding; single-stranded RNA binding; translation initiation factor binding. Gene Ontology annotation, cellular component: RNA polymerase II, core complex; P-body. The coding region runs from base 158 to 676 and encodes 172 amino acids. NCBI's taxonomy places the organism in Eukaryota, Metazoa, Chordata, Mammalia, Primates, Cercopithecidae. Gene Ontology annotation, biological process: transcription initiation at RNA polymerase II promoter; DNA-templated transcription; nuclear-transcribed mRNA catabolic process.